AGCGGCUUACACACCGACCAAAUGUAGAAGCAGCCGCCGGUCAAGUGAAAGGCAGAGCCCACCCAGCCCAAGAACAGAGGGGUGCCAAGGUCAAAUCUGUUGGAACAGAAAGAAAAAGCUUGAGAUGAAGAUGCAGUGAUCCAAUUUUCAAUCAGGAUUCAUUAAAGUUGAUCUUCUCCAAUAAGAGGCAAAUAUACCACGCUGAUCUCGAUGCCAUUGCUCAAGAAAACUGGACGAGGGUUUUGGAGUCACUCCGCUGCUCUCUGCAAGACCCAUGGUGAGGGCCAGCUUGUUGAAGGACAUAAAGUUGAGAGGACGACAGCGGAUGAGUGGAGAGCGACAUGGAGAAAGUGACGAAAGAUGCUAAGGCCAACCCGGCGACGACGGCGAGCCUUUUCUCCAAGGUGUUCUUCUGCUGGCUAAACCCACUGUUCCGCAUCGGAUACAAACGCAGGCUAGAGGAAGAUGAUAUGUACGAAGUGCUCCAGGAGGACAGAUCCAAGAGACUGGGAGAUGAGCUGCAGAGACACUGGGAGUGUGAGGUUCAGAAGGCCACCAAAGAGCUGAGGUCGCCCAGCCUCACCAAAGUCAUCAUCAAGUGCUACUGGAGGCCGUACGCAGUGCUGGGCAUCUUUACCCUCAUCGAGGAAGUCAUCAAGGUGAUCCAGCCAGUGUUCUUGGGGAAGCUGAUUCAGUACUUUGAGAGUUACCAGCCGGAUGACAUCAGCGCUCUGCACAAGGCCCUUGGCUACGCCGCUGGGAUGUCGCUCUCCUCCAUGAGCCUGGCAGUGAUUCAUCACCUUUACUUCUACCACGUCCAGAGAGCUGGCAUGAAGAUCAGAGUGGCGAUGUGCCACAUGAUCUACAGGAAGGCCUUGUGUCUCAGCAGUGCAGCUAUGGGAAAGACCACCACAGGCCAGAUUGUCAACCUCCUGUCCAACGACGUUAACAAGUUUGAUGAGGUGACGAUCUUCCUGCACUUCCUGUGGGUGGGGCCUCUCCAGGCUGCGGCGGUCGUGGGCCUGCUGUGGAUCGAGAUUGGGCCAUCAUGCAUGGCAGGCAUGGUGGUCCUCAUAUUCCUCAUGCCUAUGCAAACCAUGUUUGGACGGCUCUUCUCCAAGUUCAGAACGAAGACAGCUGUUCUCACUGACAGCAGAAUUCGCACAAUGAAUGAAGUGGUGUCAGGGAUGAGGAUCAUCAAGAUGUACGCCUGGGAGAAACCAUUUGCAGCGUUGGUCUCUGAGGUCAGAAGAAAGGAGAUCUCCAAGAUCAUGAAGAGCUCCUACCUACGAGGCCUCAACAUGGCCUUCUUCUUCACAGCUAGCAAGAUCAUCCUCUUCAUCACUUUUACGUUCUACGUGCUACUGGGAAACACGAUCUCGGCCAGCAGCGUGUUUGUCACAGUGUCACUGUACACUGCUGUGCGACUGACCGUCACCCUCUUCUUCCCCGCGGCCAUCGAGAAACUGUUCGAGUGCCGUGUCAGCGUCCGCAGGAUAAAGGAGUUCUUGCUGCUAGACGAGAUCACAAAAAACAGCGCUCUACUGCCGCGGGAGGAGAAAGGGGAGGCCUCUGUGGAGAUCCAAGACCUGAUAUGCUACUGGGACAAGAGUCUGGACGCUCCAUCUCUGCAGAACGUCUCUCUCACUGUGAAGCCUCAUCAACUCCUGGCUGUAAUUGGACCAGUGGGGGCUGGAAAGUCAUCCCUGCUGAGCUCCAUCCUGGGAGAGCUGCCCCACGACAAAGGGGUGCUGAAGGUCAAAGGUCAGCUGACCUACGCCUCCCAGCAGCCCUGGGUGUUCCCUGGCACCAUCCGCAGCAACAUCCUGUUUGGCAAGGAGCUGAACACCCAGAAAUAUGAGAAGGUCCUCAAGGCCUGUGCCCUCAAAAGGGACCUGGAGCUGCUCCCAGACGGAGACCUGACGCUGAUCGGGGACAGAGGAGCCACGCUCAGCGGGGGACAGAAAGCUCGUGUUAACCUGGCAAGGGCUGUGUACCAGGAUGCUGAUAUCUACCUCCUAGAUGACCCUCUGAGUGCUGUGGAUGCUGAAGUUGGGAGACACCUCUUUGAACAGUGUAUCUGUGGCCUGCUGAAGAACAAGCCCCGUAUCCUGGUGACCCACCAGCUGCAGUACCUGAAGGCCGCCGACCAGAUCCUGGUCCUGAAGGAGGGGCACAUGGUGGCGCACGGGACCUACGCUGAGCUGCAGCGCUCUGGUGUAGACUUCACCUCCCUGCUGCAGAAGGACGAGGAGGAGGAGCAACAGGCUCCUCACGACAUCUCCACUCGCACCCGGACCCUGUCCCAGAAUUCAGUGCUGUCCCACACAUCCUCGGUGCACUCAGUCAAAGACGGAGCCGACCAGCUACCACCAGAACCGGUGCUGACAGUGGUGGAGGAGAGUCGGGCCGAGGGCACCAUUGGUGUGGGCUUGUAUGUCAAAUACCUGAGAGCUGGAGCCAGCGUUGUACUGCUGCUAAUCGUCAUAGUAAUCAACAUUCUGGCUCAGGGAGCGUAUGUUCUCCAGGACUGGUGGCUGGCUUACUGGGCUGGAGAGCAAGACAAGCUGACUCAGAAUAGGAAUCACACCCAAAACAACGCCACCACAGAGCUGGAUACCAACUUCUAUUUGAGUAUUUAUGCAGGUCUGACUGUAGCCACCAUCAUUCUUGGCUUUGCUAGGAAUUUUAUCCUAUUCAAUGUGCUGGUGAAAUGUGCGCAGACCCUGCACAACCGCAUGUUCAGCUCCAUACUCCGCACACCCGUUCGCUUCUUUGACGUCAACCCAAUUGGAAGAAUUUUAAAUAGGUUCUCUAAGGACAUCGGCCAGCUGGAUUCUAAUAUGCCGUGGACCUUUGUGGACUUCAUUCAGGUGUUCCUGCAGAUUCUUGGCGUCAUCGCCGUGGCAGCAUCAGUGAUCCCAUGGAUCCUCAUCCCCGUGCUCCCCCUCCUCAUUCUUUUCUUAUUUGUUCGUCGCUACUUCCUGCAGACAUCCAGAGACAUAAAACGCCUGGAAGCUACAACUCGGAGUCCAGUCUUCUCCCACCUGUCUUCAUCUCUUCAGGGUCUGUGGACCAUCCGAGCUUUCGGCGCAGAGGAAAGUUUCCAGAAAACCUUCGACGCCCAUCAGGAUCUGCAUUCAGAGGCCUGGUUCCUGUUCCUGACCACCUCGCGCUGGUUUGCUGUCCGCCUUGAUGGCUUGUGUGCCAUCUUUGUUACCGUCACUGCAUUUAGCUGCCUGCUGCUCAGAGACCAGCUGGAUGCUGGUGCUGUCGGCCUGGCUCUCUCAUAUGCCAUCACACUAAUGGGCAUGUUCCAGUGGGGUGUCAGGCAGAGUGCAGAGGUGGAGAACAUGAUGACGUCAGUGGAAAGAGUGGUGGAGUACACUGAGCUGGAGAGUGAAGCACCCUGGGAAACCCAGAAACGUCCUCCUCCUGAGUGGCCCAACCAAGGCUUGGUGACCUUUGACCGGGUUAACUUCUCCUACAGUGCUGAUGGGCCGCUUGUCCUACAGAACCUGAAAGCCACCUUCCGUCCUAGAGAGAAGGUUGGCAUUGUGGGCAGGACAGGAGCUGGGAAAAGCUCCCUGGUCUCAGCCCUCUUCCGCCUGGCAGAGCCACAGGGCAAGAUCCACAUCGAUGGCAUUUUGACCUCUGAGAUCGGCCUCCAUGACCUGCGCCAGAAGAUGUCUAUCAUUCCUCAGGACCCGGUGCUGUUCACCGGCACCAUGAGGAAGAACCUGGACCCUUUCAGCCAACACACGGAUGAAGACCUGUGGAACGCCCUGCAGGAGGUCCAGCUGAAGUCCGCGGUGGAGGAGCUGCCUGGUAAGAUGGAGACGGUUCUGGCCGAGUCAGGCUCCAACUUCAGCGUUGGCCAGAGGCAGCUGGUGUGUCUGGCCCGAGCCAUCCUGAGGAAGAACCGCGUCCUCAUCAUCGAUGAGGCCACCGCCAACGUGGACCCCAGGACAGAUGAGCUGAUCCAGCAAACCAUACGAGAGAAGUUCAGAGAAUGCACGGUGCUCACCAUCGCUCAUCGUCUCAACACCAUCAUAGACAGCGACCGCAUACUGGUUCUAGAUGCAGGGCAGAUCCAUGCCUACGAUGAGCCUUACACCCUGCUUCAAGACCCAGAUGGCAUCUUUUACAAGAUGGUGCAGCAGACAGGCAAGCAGGAGGCAGCAGCUCUGCUGGAAGCAGCCAAGCAGGCUUACGAGAGCAGGAGCCGCCCCGACAUGGCCAACGGGCACGUAGUGACACCAGAGGGCAACUUGGUUAUCUUUGAGACGGCGCUGUAACGUCAGACGACGCUCGGACUGACUGCUCUCCCACAAGGCUCCACAAAGUGCCUGGGCUCGUGUCAUGCCCCUCCGGCCCCGACUGCAAGCGUGCAGGGAGGCGGUGCCAUGACAGAAACCUUCGAUCCACUCCGCCUGGUCAGGAGACUGAGGGGGACGCGAUCCACAGAGACGAUCCGGCCUCCGACGUGGCCCUAAAUGGCCCGGCCAAAUUUUGUACGCACACGAUGCUGUUGUUUUCCUCCAAGCUAAGAGAGUUUGGAAAGCACUGUAGUAAGAACUGAAAUGUUCGCCUAGAUUUCUAUUUAUUUUCUAUACUUUAUAUUUAUCAUACAGACGACUUUUAAUAAGCUUGCACAGAAAUUUUACCGGCGAGCUGACAGUUGAUUGUUAAAUACCCUGACCGAGUUGUGUAAAGUUGUUUUUUUUUUGGUUUUUUUUUAAUGGACAGCACAUCCUAUAAUACUAAACACAGUUGUCACUAUAUUUGAUGGAAAGCAAGACUAUGUAAUGCUAGUGCCUUAUUCACAUUUUGCAGCAUUUGUACUGUCUUAAUUUAAUCGAUUUUUGUUGUUUGUGCUUUACUGUGUUUAUAAACAAUUACCGUUUGCCUACCCCAUGUUUGUCAUGGAAAACAUGUUGCCUCUGCGUUUGUUUUAAACGACACGUUGUUUGUCGACUACAGAACAAAUUCCUUGUUUUUCAUCGAGGCAUUUCAUAACAGUUUCCAAACGUAAGGUGAAAUACAAAGUAACGUGUGUUGCCUCUGUUCCAAGCCUUUAAGAACUGCAUAAAAGGGAGAUUUUGCUGCUUGAAAUUACAUAAGGUUGUUUUGUUGUUGUUUUCAUUGCCGUGUUGUAUUUAGUCUGCCCUAUCCUCUUUGCCAGUGACUGGCACAAUCAGGGCGCCCAGAGGCUUUGCAGUGAGUUCACCUGAAAGCCUCUGGGCGGCCAAGAGAGUUUUUAAAGGUAUGAGAACAGCAGGCAAUCUGAACACAGCCACUACACAGUUUGGUUUACUUGAAUGACAUGCAUUUCUUUUUCAUUAGUGUUUAGUCUUUUUGAUACUUGCUAUUUUUAGAGUUGCAAAAUGUUCUGACAUUGUAAUACUGUUGUUAUUUUUCACUCAAACUGAAAUAUUAAAAUUACUUCUGUACAUCC
Messenger RNA from Myripristis murdjan (pinecone soldierfish), 5458 nucleotides. Its product is annotated as multidrug resistance-associated protein 4-like. NCBI's taxonomy places the organism in Eukaryota, Metazoa, Chordata, Actinopteri, Holocentriformes, Holocentridae. Gene Ontology annotation, biological process: monoatomic ion transport; transmembrane transport. Gene Ontology annotation, cellular component: plasma membrane. The transcript has 34 exons. Bases 342 to 4298 code for a protein of 1318 amino acids. Gene Ontology annotation, molecular function: ATP hydrolysis activity; ABC-type transporter activity; ATP binding. The record is from RefSeq and is a predicted model, not a curated record.